GCGAGUUGGGCGAGUUGCACCAGUUGGGCAUAAAGAAAUUGGUUUUCUGUGCUAGGUCGGGCGUAGCUAUUUCUGAUUUUGGGAUCAACAUUUACACCUAUUCCGCGAUGGCAGACACGGAAGAAGACACAACCCGUGUCUGUGACCAGUGUCACAAGAAGGUGGCUGUGUCCAACUUUGCCUUGCAUGAGUCCCACUGCCAGCGGUUCCUAUGCCUGUGUCCAGCCUGUGAUGAGUCUGUUCCCAGAGAGCUAUUGGAGCAGCACCAUCAGGACCAGCACAGCCAGGUGAAAUGCACCAAGUGCAACAAAAAGGUGGAGCGUUGCCAGCUCCUGGACCAUGAGUCGGACGAGUGUAAGGCAAGGCUGCAGUGCUGUGAGUUCUGCCAGUUGGAGCUGCCGCUGUCGGCCAUGGCGGAGCACAGUGUGGCGUGUGGCAGUCGCACCGAGUGCUGCUCCGACUGCGGACGCUACGUCACUCUGAGGGACCAGACGGAGCAUUCCCAGAUCUGCCCUGACCUCUAUGUUCCCGAUAACCCCUCCCCGCCAUCCUCCAACAGCAGUCGAACAGCAGUGGUUUGCAGGAGCUGUAUGAGGUCUUUCCCAUUGGAGAAGAUGGCGGAACAUCAGCUGGAGUGUGUCCACACAUCAGAAGAGGCUGAAGGUGAUGAUGAUGAUGAUGGCAGCCACAAACAGGAGCAGCCCAGUCCUCUUUUGACCAAUUCUAUGAAGUCUGCAUUGUUCUCAGCCCAAGGCAGGAGGCAAGAGGAGGGGGGAGAGGGGGAUGUUGACCAGAUCAGCACCUGUCCCCACUGUCACCUGGCUCUCCCCGUAGUCACACUACGAUGGCAUGAGGCCAAAUGUCAGAUCCAUGUCAACUUGAAAUGAGACACGUGCUCUGAACUUCUGAAGGAACACUCCAUGGUGAAUUGGUGUAGUGGUUGACAAGUUAGUAAUAACACAAUUAACAGGGUUAGUCGUGAUUUAUUUUAGAAAAUCUGUAUUUCAGAGGCAGUUUAGUUAUUUCUGGUGAUUGGAUGGGUUGGGUAAUAGUAAGAGAUUAUUACUUAUUACAUUAGUCAGGAUUCUUCUCUCUACAAGAGGACAAUAGUCCUAUUUUAUGAUUGUUAUAUAAUACAUAGUUUACAACUGAAAUACAGUAUGUUCUGAAAAUGGGAAUGUGUUCUCCAUCAUUAAACUCUUCAAAAGUUUUACAUUUUAAUAUUUGUUUACUAAUGUACAUAACUGAUUUACAAUAAAAUGGUUUGCUCUAUACACACUUAAGGAGAUUAUAUAUUUUUUAUAAUAGGUCCAAAUGCUAUGAGCCAUCCAGUUUUAUCUUCUCCUAUUGUGAUGUCAUAAGGUGUCCCUUUGGUUUCAUGGUGACAACAAUAAAAGCUGUGAAGGUUCCAGA
Coregonus clupeaformis (lake whitefish) is the source of this 1413-nucleotide messenger RNA. RefSeq names its product XIAP-associated factor 1. The coding region runs from base 108 to 887 and encodes 259 amino acids. The record is from RefSeq and is a predicted model, not a curated record. NCBI's taxonomy places the organism in Eukaryota, Metazoa, Chordata, Actinopteri, Salmoniformes, Salmonidae. The transcript is spliced from 7 exons. Gene Ontology annotation, molecular function: zinc ion binding.